AUGACAACGAAUUGUAUUAGAGAGGCGGCAAGAGAAGUGUUAGGGGUCUCGAAGGGUUUCUCUGGUGGCCAUAAAGGGGAUUGGUGGUGGAACGAAGAUGUUCAAGGGAAAAAAGCUAAGAAAGCGGCAUGUUUGAAGCUUGUAGAGAGCAUAGACGAGGUGGAGAAGAAGGCAAACAGAGAAUGGUAUAAGAAAGCUAAGAAGGAGGCGAAGUUAGAGGUUACUGCGGCUAAGACCGCGGCGUUCGGUCGUUUAUAUGAAGAACUUGGAGACAAAGGCGGGGACAAGAAGCAGUACAUGCUAGCCAAAGUGAGAGAAAGAAAGGCCCGUGAUUUGGACCAAAUAAGGUGCAUAAAAGACGAGGAAGGUAUAGUUUUGUUGGAGGAGGUACAGAUCAGGCGAAGAUGGCAGUCUUACUUCCAUAAACUCUUGAAUGAAGAGGGAGAUAUGAGUAUUGUGUUGGGCGAUUUGGAGUACUCGGAGCGACAUCGAGAUUUUGGGUACUGUAGACGCAUAAGAGUGGGGGAGGUCGAAGGGGCUAUGCACAGAAUGAGUAGGGGUAGAGCGAUCGAGCCAGACGAGAUCCCUGACGAAGAAAAUGCCCGAGGAGUGGAGGUGGAGUACGAUGAUGGGGAUAUCCAAAACUGCAACAACUAUAGGGGUAUCAAGUUGCUAAGCCAUACGAUGAAAGUUUGGGAGAGGGUGAUAGAAGGGAGGAUGAGGAGUGUGUCCAUUUCCGACAACCAGUUUGGUUUCAUGCCGGGACGGUCGACUACGGAAGCCAUUCACUUUGUGAGGAGGUUGGUGGAGCAAUACAUGGCGAUGAAAAAGGACUUGCAUAUGGUGUUCAUUGACCUAGAGAAAGCUUACGAUAAAGUCUAA
This is a messenger RNA of Nicotiana tabacum (common tobacco), 882 nucleotides long. NCBI's taxonomy places the organism in Eukaryota, Viridiplantae, Streptophyta, Magnoliopsida, Solanales, Solanaceae. The record is from RefSeq and is a predicted model, not a curated record.